AGCUCUGUUGCCCGGAUUAGGACUUUAGGGUUAACGCAUUUUGUUAUGAACUUCGUCAAUGCACGGAGCUCAGCUUCGUGCAUUGGUCGGAGCUCAGCUUCGUGCAUUGGUCGGAGUUCAGUCUACUUUUAUCAGGCACAGGCAAAACGUUGAACUGCUGAGCUACACCACACUCUCUCUCUCUCUACAUUCAACAGCGAGAGAGAAGCAGCAGCAGCCAGCGACAAUGUUCGGAGCUCAAUCUUCGUCGUUACCUUUUGGCACGCCGUCGUCAACCCCCGCCUUCGGGACGCCGUCGUCGACCCCAGCCUUCGGCACCCCGUCGUCGACCCCGGCCUUUGGGAUGCCCUCUUCGACCCCGUCGUUCUUUACUCCUUCGGCUCCGGCUCCGGCCUUUGGAACUCCGUCGACGUCUGCAUUUUCCACCGGUGGCUUCGGCUCCUUAUUCAACACUCCAUUAUCUUCUCAAACUCAGCAGCAAACGACGUCGUUUCAGCAGCCUCAGUCUGCUGGCGGCUUUGGGUUUCAGAGCCCGUUCACUACGCCGCAGCAGCCGACGCCCUUCCCUAACUCUCAAUUGACGACUCAGAUGGCUCCCGUCUCUCCUCUCCCUUUCUCUCUCGCCGAUCGCGAUAUUCAAGCAAUUGUUGACGCUUACAAGGACGAGCCUGGAAACCCUAAAUAUGCUUUUAAGCAUUUGCUGUUUAGCGUAACUGAUCCGCAGUUCAGGGUGAAGCCUGCUGGUGUAUCGGAUAUUAUGUGGGCAGAGGCUAUGGCAAAGCUCGAAGGUCUGGAAAGUACUGACAGGGAGCGCCUGUGGCCUCAGCUUGUUCAGGGAUUUAAAGAUCUCUCUCAACGCCUGAAGCUCCAAGAUGAAGUCCUUCUUUCAGAUGCUGAGAGAUUGCAAAUGACCCAAAGCAAUGUCAAGAUGCUUCAAAGGCAUUUUCAAGCUGACACACUUCCUUGGAUCGAAAGAAUGAGACAAAAAGAACAAGGUCUUCAAAGGCGCCUUUUGAGGGUGAUGAGAAUACUGGAGGCACUAGAGGGCAAGGGUUUCCGACUGCCCUUAAUGAAAGGUGAAGUAGAAUUGGCCGAGAAGUUAGCUGCAAUUACUAGACAGUUGAAAGGAUCCAGAGCUGAGCUUACUAGGAGGGUACAAAACCUACUAACCAUAUCCCGUGUCCAAGAGAAUUCUAUUGGUGCUGGUGGUUUAGGUUAUCUUCCUGGAUCAACCAAAAUCCAUGAACAGAGUCUCGCUGCUAUGCAAGAGGUGUUGCAACAGCAGACGGAAGCUAUUGCGAGACUAGGCAAUGUUUUGAAGCGAGAUAUCCGGGAUAUGGAGAUUAUAAUGGCAGAGGAUACAGAAACAACUGAGAACGGAAACUAAGACGGAAAGUUUGGUUUGUUAAUUGUAAUUUUUUUAUUUAAAUUAGUGCGUUUGAUUAGCAAUCAGUGGCAGUGGCAGUGGCCGGUGAUAACCCUUCUCCCUUGAACCGUUAACAGAGGCUUUGAGUUAAACUAUCCAAAUCAGUUCAGCUGACCACCGGAGACAGAGAGAGGACUCAUUUUUCUACUUGCAUCAUUUGCAACGAACGUUAACUCUUAUUUGGUAAUGGGUAAUACGGUCCUUAGUCUCUCA
Pyrus x bretschneideri (Chinese white pear) is the source of this 1639-nucleotide messenger RNA. Its product is annotated as nuclear pore complex protein NUP54-like. Gene Ontology annotation, biological process: nuclear pore organization; protein localization to nuclear inner membrane; NLS-bearing protein import into nucleus. Bases 59 to 1387 code for a protein of 442 amino acids. Gene Ontology annotation, cellular component: nuclear pore central transport channel; nuclear pore. Lineage: Eukaryota; Viridiplantae; Streptophyta; Magnoliopsida; Rosales; Rosaceae. Gene Ontology annotation, molecular function: structural constituent of nuclear pore. The transcript has 10 exons. The record is from RefSeq and is a predicted model, not a curated record.